GAAACGUGAAACGUCAGACUUGACGUUUUUAGGUUAUUCCUUUUAACCUCGCAUUUUUUUGUUAAAUAUAAAAAAAUGACUAAAAACUAUUUCUUUAUAAUAAAAAAUGACUAAGUAAACGCGUGACUGAACGUAGUAAUUAUAAAUUAAACUUUAUCAGUGUCAAAUUUAUAAAUCGCUGGAUUUUAUCAAAGAAGUGUCAAGAAUAUGUAAACAAUGGCUACAUUUCACGUUUUGCAAGAAGGUCCUGUAAAUGCUUUAGCCUUAAAUAGAGACAAUACUCAAGUGGCAAUUGGUGGACGCAAUGUGUUCAAAGUUUACACAAUUGAAGAAGACAAAUUCCGCGAAGUGUGCAACUUGCGAGCAUCCAAACACCUCAAUCUGAGCUUUUCUUGCAACGAUGUUUCGUGGAGUUGGACUGAUGACCAUUAUUUGGCGACCGCCGCCACCAACGGCCAUGUCUGUGUUUGGAAUCUCACAAAAAUGGGCAAAGCAAUGCAAGAACAAGAUUAUCAAGAACACAAACGUACAGUAAACAAAGUGAAUUUUCACGCCAGUGAACCAAACAGACUCAUAUCCGGCUCUCAAGAUGGCACGAUGCGUUAUUUUGAUAUCCGCGCCAAAAACGCAGUUGCUAUUUUUUACAGUAACACAGAGAGUGUCCGCGAUGUGCAGUUCAGCCCUCAUAAUCCAUAUACUUUUGCGGCCGUUUCGGAAAACGGAAGCGUCCAACUAUGGGAUGUAAGAAGAUCUGAUAAAUGCCAACAGCAAUUUGCUGCACACAGUGGACCCAUUUUUGCCUGCGAUUGGCAUCCGGAGAACACGUGGCUGGCCACAGCCAGUAGAGAUAAAACUAUCAAAGUCUGGGAUUUGACAAGUAAACUGACUUUAGAAUAUACCAUUCAUACUAUAGCUUCAAUAGGACAUGUCAAAUGGCGCCCUCAACGGCGGUUUCAUAUAGCUUCAUGUGCUUUAGUUGUUGACUGUAGUAUAAAUAUUUGGGAUGUGAGGAGGCCCUACAUUCCUUAUGCCUCUUUCAAUGAACACAAGGAUACUCCAAGUGGAGUGGCUUGGAAAGAAGAUCCUCAUGUUUUCCUCAGCAGUGGUCGGGAUAGUACUUUGUAUCAACAUUCGUUCGAUUACGCUAGCCGGCCAGCGAAAAAAGCUAAUCCCCAAGGUGUCUCGUUAAAUAAUCGAGGCGAGAUUUUGUACGCUCACAAAACCAAUGUUAGCACCUUGGUUAAAGCACCAUCAGUUGGUAUAAUAAGGAAAACAUCAACGACUCAAGCACCUGAUCUUUUCCAUCUAGCGUCUAGUUUAAUGCAUCAGUUUACCUUGUCCACCGAAAACAAAUCCGAAUCACAGAUUUUUAUUGGCUUAGCCAAGAAUUACAUAUUGAGUGGACGGAGUUUAUCCGAAAUGUGCGAACAUAACUCGGCGGUGGCAAACCAAUACGGAAAAAACCAAAUUUCGGUCGUAUGGAAAAUAAUGAAAACGAUGUAUGGCGAAGAGUAUUUACAAAACAAUAGCAAUAAUAAUAACAAUAAUCGAGAAGAUGUGAUUUCGCAUAAUAACCUACCUCUGAAUAUGGGUUUGGAUCAUAAUAAUGACAACGAUCAAAGAUCGCGUGGUGGUGGCGACACUCCUGCCGCUCAAUUCAGCGACGAGACCGAAAACGAAGAUCAAGUCGAUCACAUCGCCAUCUACAAUAACGGCUUUCCCACAUAUCUAAAUAUCAGGACAGGGUUGCCGAAGGGAGAUUUCUCUUUCGGAGAGAACGAAUUGGAUAUGGAGUUGGACGGGAUUAUGACGGAUUUUCAGAGCGGUUAUCGCAAUUUCGUGACGCCUCAACAGGAUUUUGUUCUUCCGAACGAAGCGUUUCAUAUUAGACACGAAAUCAGAACUCGGUCCCCGCCACCCGACAAGUUCCCAAAUAAUUUUCCCGUGCUGAGUGACGACCAAAAUAUGCCGUUUGAAGAGCAACCCAAUAAUCUUCUCACAGUGUCCUGUUUGCCAAAAAUGCCCUUGUGGGACCCUUCGAGUAUCGUUUUGGAUGCUUUGAAACAUCACGCAAUGUUGGGGGACGUCCAAACGGCCGCUUGUGUCUUGAUUGUUCUCGGCGAGCAACGAAAAUGUUUGAGUGAUUUAGACGAAAGCACGCAAGAACAUUGGCUUUUGGGUUAUAUCGAAUUGUUAAGUCGAUUUCAACUGUGGAAUAUCGCCACACAAAUCAUCAAGUUAUCAUGGAUACCGGCCGUUGAACAAUUGAAUCAACAGUCGACUAGAUUCAACACGAAUUGCAGCAAGUGUAGUAAAGCGCUGCAAAGAAUUGGAUGGCUUUGUGACAGAUGUCAUUCGUCACAAUAUGCGGCUUGCAGUGUAUGUCAUCAAGUUGUUAAAGGAUUAUACGCUUGGUGCCAAGGUUGUUCACACGGAGGACAUUUAUUACAUAUGAAACAGUGGUUUGCUGUUAACAAAAUGUGUCCCACAGGGUGUAGACAUCUGUGCGAAUAUAAGUGAUUUUAUUUAUUUUUCCCACAAAAUGAAGGUCAUGAAUGUGCGUGAUUAAAGUGAGAUGUAUCGCAGUGUAAUUAUAAAUAAUAAUAAAGUUUUUUAUCGUCGUA
This is a messenger RNA of Tribolium castaneum (red flour beetle), 2624 nucleotides long. It is a transcript of the gene Wdr24, whose product is annotated as WD repeat domain 24. Gene Ontology annotation, molecular function: protein binding. Gene Ontology annotation, cellular component: cytosol; vacuolar membrane; GATOR2 complex. The coding region runs from base 217 to 2520 and encodes 767 amino acids. Lineage: Eukaryota; Metazoa; Arthropoda; Insecta; Coleoptera; Tenebrionidae. The transcript is spliced from 6 exons. The record is from RefSeq and is a predicted model, not a curated record. Gene Ontology annotation, biological process: positive regulation of TORC1 signaling; positive regulation of macroautophagy; cellular response to amino acid starvation.